Molecule: messenger RNA, 3832 nt
Organism: Psammomys obesus (fat sand rat)
Lineage: Eukaryota; Metazoa; Chordata; Mammalia; Rodentia; Muridae
Gene: Sh2d1b
Product: SH2 domain containing 1B
Exons: 4
Coding region: 1-396 (131 amino acids)
Source: RefSeq, a predicted model, not a curated record
AUGGAUCUGCCUUACUACCAUGGCCAGCUGACCAAGCGAGAGUGCGAAGCCCUGCUCCUCAAGGGAGGGGUGGAUGGCAACUUUCUGAUAAGAGACAGCGAGUCUGUGCCAGGAGCCCUAUGCCUCUGUGUCUCGUUUAAAAGGUUUGUCUACACUUACCGAAUCUUCAGAGAGAAAUAUGGAUAUUACAAUAUACAGACCAAGGAAGGUUCUCCAAAGCAGAUCUUUCCAAACCUAGAGGAACUGGUCUCCAAAUACGAAAAACCAGGCCAAGGACUGGUUGUUCACCUUUCAAACCCAAUAAUGAGGAAGAGCUUCUGCCCAAGAGAGAGAUCAAAGUUAGAGUUGAAUGUUUAUGAGAACAAUGACAAGGACUAUGUGGAUGUCUUGCCUUGAAGACUAGGACACCGGGCAAAACAAACCAGAGGAGAUAAUGGGGCAACUCUCAGCUGUCAUCGCAUCUGCAAAUGUCAAUCUAAAACGCCACUUUCCAGUGGGCCACUGAGACCCUCCGGGAUCUUCUGUCCUGCAGUUUUGGAGGAAUCAUUACCUACAUGCCUGUCUUCCACAAGAGGCUCCAAUGCCACCUCUUACCUCUCACUCCUCGAUCUUGGAAAUUAGACAGCCAGAACCCAGUCUCCUGAGUGAUCAGAGACACCAGCCCCCACAUCAUGAUUGACAACCUCCAACAGGACAGCAGGAAGGGUAACUUCAUACAGAGGGAAGAGUGCUCUGCAGUGACUUUAGGGUUCCUGUCCUGUGGCUCUGUGACCUUGGACAGAUCAUUCCCUCCUGUUUUCAGUGUCUUCAUCUGUUAAAUUAAUGGUUGAACAGUUGAUACACACUAUCCGGAUCCUCUGUGGAGCCUGGUUGUCUCAGGUGGAGCUGGGGUCUGAGCAGCGGGAUGAGGGUCUAAGGAUGCUGAAGAAUCGAACAUGUCCUCUACCUGUGAGGUCUUGGUCCCGAUGGGGGCUUUGACCCACCCACGUUCUCUUUCCGUUCAGCUUGGGCUAGUCCCGUCUCUUCUUUCUAAGGUUGACCUUCUGCUAGAUAUUCCUCUGGCCACAGUUUUUCCUGAUUUUUCCCAACUCAACAUAUGCAGUAAUCACUUUGCCAGCUCUGCCUUCUGAUAAAUGUGAUUUGAAAAAUAUUUAUUUUUAUUACUUUUUUUGGUUAGCAGACAAAGAAAUGGGCUGCAUCCCAACUUUUUUAUACCUAUAAACCAUUAUAUUUCGGGGUUUUUUUGUUUUGUUUUUUUUUUGUUGUUGUUGUUGUUUUGUUUUGUUGAGACAGAUUUACAGUCUAGCCCAAGCUAGCCCUAAACUCAAAGCAAUCUUUCUGCCUCCGACUCCUAAGUGCUGGGAUUUCAGGCACAAGUGACUGCAUGUGCUCAAUACUUUCUCCUCCCUCCCCCAUCUCUCUCUUGUUUUUUAAGACAGGGUUUCUCGGUGUAGCCUUGGCUAGCCUUGACUCACUUUGUAGGCCAGGCUGGCCUUGAACUCACAGAGAUCCACCUGCCUCUGCCUCCCAGAGCGCUGGGAUUACAGAUGUGCCCCACCACGGCUCAUACUGCCCCAUCUUUCCCCCAUGCUGGGACCCUCUCUUCUUCCUAUAUUCCUUUGCCUCCUGUUCUUCCUGCCACUUUGGACCUCUUCCUCCCAUCUCACAGUCUGCAUUCUAAACUGUCAAGUCCUCCAUAGGUUUGUAUGUAUUUAUACAUGUAAAUUUAAAUCUAGAUUUUGCAUAUAAAAAUGUGGCUCGUCCUUCUAAAUCUGACAAAUUUUAGUGAACAUGAUGAUCUUCGUGUUUGUCCAUUUUUGUGUAUGAAUGCUCUAUGUUUCUUGUUCUAAUUCCGUUGCAUGUGUGUAUCAAAUGUGUGCUAUUUUAAAGAUGUUUUGUGGGGGUGGUUCUAUUUCUGCCUUGGUUCUAAGUGCCAUCAAAGCAAGGCUGUGCCCAGCUUAUGAUGCACAGAGACGCACACUCCCUCAACACAGGAAUUAUGGACAGAAAGCAUUUUUCUGAAGGGUUUGCUGAGUUGACUACUACGUCUCUUGAAUGAUUAAAUGUGAAACUAAGGGCUGUACAUGUAGCUCAACGGUAGACAACUUGCUUAGCAUGUGCAAAAGGUCCCAGGGUUUCAGGAGCAUAUAAAACAAACAAACAAACAAACAAACAGAGUUAAUUAAGGUCUGGCUAGGAGCCAAGUGUGGUGGGAGUUAUUCUAGAGGAUUAAGAGUUUGAGGUUCGCCUGGGCUUCACAGUGAACGGGAGGACAUGACUGAUGCAAGUUAAUGGUUAAGGUGGUUUUAUUGUAGAUAUGAAGAAGAAAACAGCCAGAAUCAUCUGGAAGGGUCCAGGCUGAACUAGGUCAGCAGAAUGAAUCAGACCAUAGGCCUGAUCAAGAGAGGAAGAGGAGAGAGGCAGCAAAGACAGCACUUGGGGGACAAGAGACAAUGAUGCCAAAAGAGGAACCAGGAACCAAGUGAGCCCAUAGCCAAAUGGCUGACUUUAUAUAGAAAAGAGAAGCUGGAGAAAGGAAGCCAGCCCCUGGGCUGGAGAGGUUUAGGGAAGGGGGGCAGGGUGAGAAAUGCUGGCAAGAACCACAAGUACUGAAUAAAACUUUCCUCAGUUCCUUUGGGACCUGACACACAAUACCCCUUCUCAAGAAUAAUAAAUAUCAAUCAAGCCAGUUAAUGCGGAGGGACUACACAUGUUCUGUCCCUUCUAUUUUCAAACUGUAGUGGCCCAUUUUGAAUGAGGAACUCCGGAGGAAUCAGACAAAUGGAUUUUGCCUUUUAUUGCCCCUGGAUGUGAACAACUGUGAACUGAGUCCCAGGAAUUCCUUCACUACUACCAAGCAGAGAGGCAGCAAAAUGAACGUAGCUGUGUUCAGAAAGCCGAGGGGAGAAAUACUGCUGGCAACUUCAGUAAAAGAUGCACAAGAGGAAAGAAGGGAGCCUGCUCCCUGAGAUUCAGUUCCUGGUCUUUCAUUCUGUGAUACCAACAAGCUUCAGUUUCCGAAGCCUGCAGCAGUCAUUCGUUAGGAAAACUAUAUUCUAUGAAUAUUUCUUGAGUAAAUGAGUGGAUAGGUCUAUAAAGACAUGUGCACUCAUUUGGGGUAGCAAAAAUAUGACAGAUUUAUACAUUUCUAAAUCCAGUCUUAUUAUGUAGCCCAAACUGAAUUUGAACUCACGAAAAUCCUCCUGUGUCUGCCUCUGCCUCUCAGUGCUGGGAUUAUAAGCACAUGUCACCUCCUAGAUGCAAUUUCCUUUUCUUUCCCUGUGUUGAGAGUUGUGUGAUGCUUAAUCCUAGUGACUCUUGGUGCACUUUGCAGACAACCAAAGCCAAUGCCUGAUGUUGACCUCAUGCUGAGAAUCCCUGAUAUUUUUGAAAGAUGUUGACUAGGUCAUAUGAUGAACAACUGGAAACUUCGAGCAUGUGUCACUGGUAGAGUCAAUGCCAUAUUAAUAAUAUAAUUAGAAUAGAAUUAUGUUGGAGGGACCCUGCUGUUUAAGGUCGCGUCCCACCAUGUCCUGAUCAUUCUCCAAGCUCGGCAUGAAAUGGAGGACUCCCUCCCCACAACAGGAGCCUUCCACCCUCUGCCUGACCUUGUCUGGAGAGGAUCUCUAUGCACAAAUGCCUAACCAUAUCUGGAGUAUAACCUUUGACACAGUUCCCUGCAAACAAUCCCCUGAUGCCCAUAGGAUAACUAUGUGUUGUGCUGCUGUUCAUAUGACAGGACUGUGCUGCUAAAAUGCAGCACCUAUUAGAUGAUGCCUCAAAUAACCCCCCAUCCUAUGUAUUCUCUUCGUUUCCCUUGAAUAAAGUUGAG